Molecule: messenger RNA, 845 nt
Organism: Fundulus heteroclitus (mummichog)
Lineage: Eukaryota; Metazoa; Chordata; Actinopteri; Cyprinodontiformes; Fundulidae
Product: transcription factor BTF3
Exons: 6
Coding region: 88-576 (162 amino acids)
Cellular component (GO): cytosol; nascent polypeptide-associated complex
Source: RefSeq, a predicted model, not a curated record
UUGCGCUUUAGUUUGCGUCACUUCCGGGGCUCCCUCCUUUCUGCCUCCAUCGCCUAUUGCGCGAGCCGCGUGUUUACACACUCCCAGAUGAAGGAGUCGAUAAUGAACCAGGAGAAGCUUUCCAAACUGCAGGCGCAGGUCCGCAUAGGCGGCAAGGGGUCAGCCCGGAGGAAGAAGAAGGUGGUGCACAGAACAGCUACAGCAGAUGAUAAGAAGCUGCAGUUUUCGCUGAAGAAACUAGGGGUCAACAACAUCUCUGGUAUUGAGGAGGUGAAUAUGUUCACAAACCAGGGGACGGUGAUCCACUUCAACAACCCAAAGGUUCAGGCCUCCUUGGCUGCCAACACGUUCACAAUCACAGGACACGCUGAGAACAAACAGCUGACUGAGAUGCUUCCGGGAAUCCUCAACCAGAUGGGAGCUGAUAGUCUCACCAGCCUCAGGAGACUAGCAGAGACCCUUCCCAAACCAGCUGGAGAGAACAAAGCCCCCAUGGUUGCUGUCGAAGAGGAAGACGACGAGGUUCCCGAUCUUGUGGAGAACUUUGAUGAAGCGUCAAAGAACGAGGCGAACUAAGCAACAUCAGAACAUCUGAAUGUCACCACAAUAUUCGUGGCAUCUGCUAUUUUUGGUUACAAACAGAACCUGUUUUUUUUUUUAAAUGUAACAGGUUGGAAUAAGAAAAUUGACUUUUUACAGAAAAUGUUAUUAUAUAGUUAAAGAUAACUGAAUUCAGUAGAAAGUGCACACGCUUCUCUUUCUCAAGCUGCCUUCCUUGUGUACCCACGCAGCAAAACGUGUUGGUGAAAUAAAUUGCAAAAUAAAGAUUCAAUUUCUUUUAUGUA